AUUUUCGAUUGAGUGCCAAAAGUAAUCCAGGAUUGCUUUGGUUUUUAAUCUUAUAUGAUCUAUAAUUUGGCCAGAAAACUCGUGCCUUUUUCAAACCAAUCACAUCCAAAACUUGAAAAGAAUCGAGAUUUGGUCACUUGCGUUUCUCGCACUUUAUGCAGUUUGCUUGUUUUAACCCAGUCUGAGUUCUCAGCGGUUCCUUGUUGCGUCUUUCUCUUCAAACUGACUGCUUGUUGUGAUUGCUUUGGUUCUGGUGUGACGACACUCCAUCGCAAUGUUUUGAAAUUAUGAGGGGAAUAGUAGAGCUUCCUUUAACUCUUUGAUUGCCAAGAUCUCAUUAGUUAUUCUCCUUACUGUCUGUCAUAUAGUUCUUGUGAUGUUAGUUCGGAGAAUUUGGUAUUGGAUCAACUAAUAAUCCCCUAAUUGAUAUUUUUCUUUGUUCUCAUCACUUGAUAUUGUAUUGAUAUUGUAAGGAGAAAUUAUGUCUUGAUCACCCAUGAGAGUUAAAGGGUUGAGGGUAUUUCCAUCAUAUAUAUAGAAUGAAAUGUCAACUGUCGACAAACUGCAUUGAAGACGCUCUGAUUUCUGUUCUUGAUAACGUUUUGAAGGAAAUGAAGUGCGUCGCUCUGUUAAUAAUCACUUUGGCAGUGGCGAAAUCAUGGCCUGCUACGCGUAGGGAAAGUGAAGUGAGGAGAGCUGGUAAGAACUUCAGUCAUAACUUUGCGAAUUGUUGAGUGAGUUACCUAUAUUAAUUUGAAAAUAUUAACUCUGGUUUGAAAGAAAAUACCAUGUGACUGUUCUAAAAGUGAAGCGGUUUCCCUCAGAAACUAGGAUCGAAGGUUUUCUUUUACUAUGCAUGUUCAAUCUUUUGGAGACUAAAGCCGACUCCCCUUACCCGAUUGAAAGUUCAUAUGAUGUUUCCGAUUCAUUUUAUCCCAAUUUGAUGGGUUAGACAUUUACUUCCAAUUAAGUAUUUCAAAUUUCAAAUGAAAAAAAAACACACACACACAACUGACUGUUCUGCAUAGGGAGCAAUCUUUAUUAGAAACAUGGACAGAAAGUCUUUUUUUCUUUCGAGAAAUUUUCACAUCAAGAAAAAUACGAUUAACUUCUUUUAAAACGUUGAAUGGAUCCCAUAAUUUUAAUCCUCUCAUUUUUUAGGAGCAAAAUUCGACUACUCUAGUAAAAGAAAAGCAGACUACCCCAAAACAGCCGACUACCCUAACAAAGCUGACCACUCAGAGGAGUACCCUAAGGAAGCCGACUUUCCCAACAAAGCCGACUACCCUAACAAAGCUGACUACCCAGAGGAGUACCCUAAGGAAGCCGACUACCCUAAGGAAGCCGACUACCCUAAGGAAGCUGACUACCCUAAGGAAGCCGACUAUCCUAACAAAGCUGACUACCCUGGCAAAGCCGACUACCCUAACAAAGCUGACUACCCAGAGGAGUACCCUAAGGAAGCCGACUACCCUAAGGAAGCCGACUACCCUAAGGUAGCUGACCACCCUAAGGAAGCCGACUAUCAUAACAAAGCUGACUACCUUAACAAAGCUGACUACCCUAACAAAGCUGACUACCCAGAGCAGUACCUUCAGGAGGACGACAACCCUAAGGAAGCUGACUAUCCUAACAAAGCUGACUACCCUGACAAAGCUGACUACCCCAACAAAGCUGACAACCCAGAGGAGUACCCUAAGGAAGCCGACUAUUCUAACAAAGCUGACUACCCUAGCGAAGCCGACUACACUUACAUAGCUGACUACCCAGAGGAGUACCCUAAGGAAGCCGACUAUCCAAACAAAGCUGACCACCCAGAGGAGUACCCGAAGGAAGCCGACUUACCUAACAAAGCUGACUAUUGAAUAGAUAAUAAAAUUGAAUCACAUCAGUUUCAUCUUCUCCGAUGAGCGCAAGCAUGGAACUAAUGUCAAUCAUAACCUUGUACUAAAAUUUGUAAGAACAGGGGAUAAUAGUUAUCAAGGACAAAUAAAGAAAGAACACGAAGCAUGUUUCAAUGUGUGUGCAAUUAAAUAAUGUCGAGAUGAGUGGGGCCUUUAUCUAAUUUCACUCAGUUGACAAAAGAGUAAAGUUGAAUGUAAAUAUCGGCAGAUGCUCCUUUGGUAAUCGUACUAUGACCAUGCGAAUUGCCUAAAUUAAAAUCAAAGUUUGGCAUGACGGCAGAGGUAUUUUAUUAAGAUCUUGGAGACGUGAGAAGCUCCAGGCAAAGAAAAAUUUACAGUGUAAUCCAAUAAAAAAUCAGACAGAUUGGGAAAAGUGAAAAAAAAGAGAAGAUAUGGUAGGAAAUCAGCAGAAGUUCUGGUCUAUUCAUGAAUGAUUUAGAGAUCUUUGCCACGACUACAACUGUAAGAAAAGCUGUUAAAAACCAAUAAUGACAAAUAAGAAAGAAAUAAGGGCUAACGAAACAAGAGAAGAAAAGAAGGAGCAUUCGAAAUGAGCAGAAGUUCUGGUCCAUACAUGAGUGAUUUAGAGAUAUUUACCCUCGCCCCUAACUGAUAGCAAAGCUAAUAAAACUAAUAAUAAAAAGCUAGGCAGGGGUGAAUGAAAUUAAAGGAAGACGUGGGCGAGCAUUCAAAAUGAGCAGAAGUUCGGGUCCAUCCAUGAAUGAGUACAAUUAAUUUGCCUCCGCCUCCAAUUGUUAGCAAAGCGGUGAAUAACUAUUGAUAACAGAUUAGACAGAGAUAAGGAAGAACGAGACAAAAGGCAGAUAUGGGUGAGCAUUCGACAUGAGCAGAAGUUUUGGUCCAUCCAUGAAUGAGUAAGCGAAAUUUUCACUCGCCCCGUCUGUUAGCAAGGCCAGAAACAGCUAUUAGUAAUAACAAAUGAGACAUAAGGACGAGUGAUGUAAAGAGAUGAUAUGGGUGAGCAGUCGGAGUUAGCAGAACUUCUGGUCCAUGAAUGGUUGAGUGAUAUUUACUCUUGUAAUUUUUUGCCAAAGUGAUAAAUAACUUUUAAAAGAGAAAAGAGAUUACUUGCUGGAAACCUAUGU
This is a messenger RNA of Pocillopora meandrina, 3010 nucleotides long. The record is from the annotation of a GenBank genome assembly. Lineage: Eukaryota; Metazoa; Cnidaria; Anthozoa; Scleractinia; Pocilloporidae.